Pan troglodytes (chimpanzee) is the source of this 3067-nucleotide messenger RNA. RefSeq names its product transcriptional adaptor 2B (gene TADA2B). Gene Ontology annotation, molecular function: chromatin binding; zinc ion binding; transcription coactivator activity. NCBI's taxonomy places the organism in Eukaryota, Metazoa, Chordata, Mammalia, Primates, Hominidae. The coding region runs from base 217 to 1479 and encodes 420 amino acids. Gene Ontology annotation, biological process: regulation of transcription by RNA polymerase II; chromatin remodeling. The record is from RefSeq and is a predicted model, not a curated record. Gene Ontology annotation, cellular component: nucleus; SAGA-type complex. The transcript has 2 exons.
GGCGGCCGGGCCGGGCCGGACGGCGCCUGCGUACUGAGGGGGGACGCGGCCCGGCUGGCUGGCUCUGGCGGCGGCUGGGCUGGGGCCGCGGUGGCGGCAGCCGCGGCGGCGGGCGGCGGUUGCUCGUGCGCGGCGGCGGCGGCGGGUCCCGCGGGCGGCGGGGCGCUGACGGCCGGGGGCGCGGCGGGCCGGGCGGCGGGCGGCGAGCGGGGGAAGAUGGCGGAGCUGGGGAAGAAGUACUGCGUGUACUGCCUGGCCGAGGUGAGCCCGCUGCGCUUCCGCUGCACCGAGUGCCAGGACAUCGAGCUGUGCCCCGAGUGCUUCUCGGCCGGCGCCGAGAUCGGCCACCACCGCCGCUACCACGGCUACCAGCUGGUGGACGGCGGGCGCUUCACGCUCUGGGGGCCCGAGGCCGAGGGCGGCUGGACCAGUCGCGAGGAGCAGCUGCUGCUGGACGCCAUCGAGCAGUUCGGCUUCGGAAACUGGGAAGAUAUGGCUGCCCACGUUGGUGCUUCCCGGACUCCCCAAGAGGUGAUGGAGCAUUACGUGAGCAUGUACAUCCACGGGAACCUGGGGAAGGCCUGCAUCCCCGACACCAUCCCCAACCGCGUGACAGACCACACCUGUCCCAGCGGAGGCCCCCUCUCACCCAGCCUCACCACCCCGCUGCCCCCGCUGGACAUCUCUGUGGCUGAGCAGCAGCAGCUGGGCUACAUGCCGCUGCGGGAUGAUUACGAGAUCGAGUACGACCAGGAUGCCGAGACGCUCAUCAGCGGGCUCUCUGUCAACUAUGAUGACGACGACGUGGAGAUCGAGCUGAAGCGCGCCCACGUGGACAUGUACGUGCGGAAGCUGAAAGAGAGACAGCGGCGGAAGAACAUUGCCCGUGACUACAAUCUGGUGCCAGCCUUCCUGGGGAAGGACAAGAAGGAGAAGGAAAAGGCGCUGAAGCGCAAGAUCACCAAGGAGGAGAAGGAGCUGCGCCUGAAGCUGAGGCCGCUGUACCAGUUCAUGUCAUGCAAGGAGUUUGAUGACCUUUUUGAAAACAUGCACAAAGAAAAAAUGCUCCGGGCCAAGAUCCGAGAACUGCAGCGGUACCGGCGAAACGGGAUCACCAAGAUGGAAGAGUCGGCAGAGUACGAGGCAGCGCGGCAUAAACGGGAGAAGAGGAAGGAGAACAAAAACCUAGCCGGCUCCAAACGGGGAAAGGAGGACGGCAAAGACAGCGAGUUCGCCGCCAUUGAGAACCUUCCAGGCUUCGAGCUCCUGUCAGAUCGUGAGAAGGUGCUCUGCAGCUCUUUAAACUUGAGUCCAGCCCGCUACGUGACUGUGAAGACUAUUAUAAUUAAAGACCACCUCCAGAAGCGGCAAGGAAUCCCCUCCAAAAGCCGCCUUCCUAGCUACCUGGACAAAGUCCUAAAGAAAAGGAUUUUGAAUUUCCUCACAGAAAGCGGCUGGAUCUCCAGGGACGCGUCUUGAAGCUGAGACGCUUUGAAAGCCAGAGUGAUGCUCAGACAGUGUGCCAGCCAAAAUGACUUGGGGGAGGGGAGCCGCUUCCCCACUGUUGCUCUUUUUUAAACAAAUGGAGUUCCUUUUUUUAAGAUAGAAAUUCUUUUCAUGGUCCUCUGAAAGAAGCAAUAGUAACAAUCUUAUAUUGGAUCAUGGGGGAAGCAAAUGUGUGUAUUUUAAGUGAGUUCCUGCGAGUCAUACACUGCGAUGAUGCUCCGCCUUUACCCGUUCAGUUGGGAGCUUAUUGUGAGAUUGGAUCAUUUCCUUUUGAGUGUUCUUCUCUUUGGUACAAAAGCUAUUGUGGGUGACAGGAGCAGUGUUUUCCUGCUGGACCCGCAAGCCACCAGCUAUUUCCUGGUGACACAAGCUCUUCUCAGGCGGGGCUGCCUGCAGGCUCCCGUUUUCUGAGCCCACGCUGCCCACAGCUGACCCCAGCGCAGCCCCGGGCACGCGGCACUUUACAUGGGGGCAGCUUGGGCCCAGACUCCUCCGCUGUGUAGCCAAUGAGGAAAAUCAGGCCAGAGGACAACAGGCUGGCAUUUUGUUGGGAACUGAAGAGGAAUCUGUUGAACACAGCGACCAGAUGACCUUCCAUUUCACCGGCGGCAGCCGUUUCAGCGUGCAGUUCCCAAACCCCGAGGCUGACCCUGCGCCCCAUUUGAAUACGGCCAGAGCCUGCUGGUUCACUUUGGGUAGAGCCGUGCCCCUUGGGCAGGCUCCCAUAGUGACCACGUCCCCACAAAUGGGAAAGCACGUUAGUGGGAGGGACGUAGGACACGUGUGGACCACCAGGCCCUCCCAGCUCAUUUUCCAGGGCUGCUUGGUGCUGCUGUUAAGACGUGAGUGCAUUUCACUUGGAAGAACCCAUUGUACAAAGUUCAAGGCUACGAGUUCUGAAUUCUGGCGUCAGCUUCCUCAGGAUUUUCUUCAGUUGCAAGUACCUUUCCACUGAAAAUAUGAGCAUGCCCGCCUGGCUAGUAGGCAUCUGUAAGAGUGUCGCCAGGCCCGUGCCAGCUGAGGCCUCAGACUAGCCAGGCAAGAGCUGUCUGACCAGUUGGCUGGCGGUGGUUCUGGUGGAGCACGAGGGAGCCCAGGUGGUGCCCUGAGCCUCGAGCUGCUCUCUGUCACUGUCUUGAAUCAGACUCAGAAAUGGCUUCUUCCCAGCCCUGCCUACAAGUUUUUCUCUCGGGUCCUCUUUCAAGGAUGUCCACGGUACCUUCCUCCUGAAACUUGAGCAAGUCUUUUGUCUUCCAGCUGCCCAGGGUUCUCUGGUCCAAGACCCUGCUUUAAAGAGAGUCUUUGGCGUGCUCAGACUCCAGCGCUCCGUUCUUCAAGGAGGUUGACUUGCCUCUCAGGCCCCGUAGGUACCAAGAGACUGUUUACCUCCCAGUAUGUUUGGGCUUGAAGUUACAUUAAAGUGAAGUUAUUUGAAAGAAAGAAAACCUCAUCAUUUCUAAGGAUGACUUAAUUACUGUGCCUUUUCCUUUCUUUUUACACAUCCUACUGUCCCUUAGGGUAAAAUUUUCAGCAUUAAAUAAAACAUUUCAAAUAUAUUGUA